CUUGCUUAACUAAAUAUACACACUGUCAUAUAUACAAAGAUUUGUUUUAGUGUCUUAAUUAGUUUAACAUUUGUUUUUGUGAGGAUAUGUCUGGUCAGGGAAGAAGCAGUGCAAUGAAAAUGAAAGUGGUGUUCGUUCUGUGUAUUGUGGUGCUAAUUCAGACUGAGGUGGCUCUUGCUGCUGUGUAUACAGUUGGAGGUUCUCGUGGGUGGUCUUUCAACUCUGUUGGUUGGCCUAAGGGCAAGCGCUUUAGGGCUGGUGAUAUUCUUGCAUUCAACUAUAAGUCAGGUGCACACAACGUUGUGGUAGUGAACAAAGAUGGGUACAACAAAUGCAGCACACCACGAGGUGCCAAAGUGUAUAACAAAGGAGGUGACAAGGUUAAGCUAGCCAAGGGACAGAACUAUUUCAUCUGCAAUUUUGCUGGUCACUGCCAAUCUGGAAUGAAGAUUUCUGUCUUUGCCAUGUGAAACUAAUGAAUCCUACAUGAUCAUCUACUGUUGCUACAGUAUAUACUUAAAGUCUACUAAACUUUCUAUGAUGUCAGCUAUGUUGGUGUACUACUAGUCUACUACCAUAUGGGAAAUAAUGGAUUGAUAUGAACUUUUGGUACUUCUACUGGAAA
This is a messenger RNA of Lycium barbarum (goji berry), 625 nucleotides long. RefSeq names its product basic blue protein-like. Gene Ontology annotation, molecular function: electron transfer activity. The transcript has 2 exons. Bases 87 to 470 code for a protein of 127 amino acids. Gene Ontology annotation, cellular component: plasma membrane. The record is from RefSeq and is a predicted model, not a curated record. NCBI's taxonomy places the organism in Eukaryota, Viridiplantae, Streptophyta, Magnoliopsida, Solanales, Solanaceae.